AUGCGUGCCAGAUUCNCCAGAUUCGAUCAGAGACGUGUUCUGAAGCACGAAUAUGAACUGUUGAUAAAAUUUGAUGAACGCACUUAUAGUCUCUUCGGCUUAUAUCAGCAAGCAGUUGUUGGUGAUGUUAACGUGCCAAAAAUGGAUUACUUUGAUGCAGAAGAAAAAUCGUGGAUGUGGGGCUGGAUUAAAGGUAAUCGGAAGUGGCAUGCUUGGAACAAAUGUAAAGGAUUAUCAAAAUCUGAUGCAAUGUUUAUGUACAUCAAUGAAGUAAAACAACUAGAAAAAGAGUUGCCAACAUUGAUUGAUGAAUGGAAAGACGAACAAGAUCCCAGAAUACCGGAUCAGAAUGCUUGGGUUCCCGAGGAGGAACUGCCUCAGCGAUUAGCUGCGAUCGAGGAGGCGAAACGACGUAGACGGUGCCCAUUCACAUCACUAUUAUUAAUCAGUAGUGGCAAUGGAAGUGACAAUCAACGUGUUUUUGGAUCUAGUAUCAUUUAUUCUGAAUGCUGUUGA
Messenger RNA from Anisakis simplex (herring worm), 516 nucleotides. The record is from the annotation of a GenBank genome assembly. Lineage: Eukaryota; Metazoa; Nematoda; Chromadorea; Rhabditida; Anisakidae.